Messenger RNA from Gadus macrocephalus (Pacific cod), 1327 nucleotides. RefSeq names its product homeobox D12a (gene hoxd12a). Lineage: Eukaryota; Metazoa; Chordata; Actinopteri; Gadiformes; Gadidae. The transcript is spliced from 2 exons. The coding region runs from base 61 to 858 and encodes 265 amino acids. Gene Ontology annotation, biological process: regulation of DNA-templated transcription. Gene Ontology annotation, molecular function: DNA-binding transcription factor activity, RNA polymerase II-specific; sequence-specific double-stranded DNA binding. The record is from RefSeq and is a predicted model, not a curated record.
CCUUUAUUUUUUAGGAGUCGCUAAAAGCCUUUCCAUAAUAAGCGCGUUUGACAGAGCUCGAUGGAAAUGUGCGAACGGAAUCAUCCUUUGAAUGCCGGUUAUGUUGGUUCUCUGCUGAAUUUCCCUCCUCCGGAGUCGCUGUAUUUCUCCAACUUCCAGCGGGGCAAUGGAGCCCACAUCCCCGCGCUCCACCCGCUCCCCUACAACAGGAGGGAUGUGUGCACGCUCCCGUGGACAUCCUCAAGUUCAUGCACGCCGCCACCACAGGGCCACCACCACCACCGUGGCUUCGGAGGAUACUCCCCACCGUUCCUCUCCGGCCCGGUGUCUCUGAACCCCGGCCUCUCGGCCAGCAGCCCGGCAAAAGGCCCCGCGGACGAGCCGAACCGAUACUGCUUUCAGGACUCGACCCAUAAGGCUCUUGAGGAAUCGGGUAAACAAUCGCACCUUUUCGUGGAGGACCAUCAUGGGAUUCCCUCCGCCCGCAGAUCUUCCAGCAGAUACGAGUAUUCGGAUCCCUCGGACGGUCGCCCUGCAGCGUCUAUAACCUCACUUGAUCCGAAUUCCGUGAACGCAGCGAGUGUGCACGGCCGGAGCCAGAACUCAGUCCAUCAGUCCUCCAGCGCGUCAUGGUGCUCAUCCCAAACCAGGACGAGGAAGAAGAGAAAGCCUUACACCAAACCGCAGCUCGCUGAACUUGAGAAUGAGUUCAUGAUGAAUGAGUUCAUCAACAGGCAGAAGAGGAAAGAGCUGUCGCACAGACUGGACCUGAGCGAUCAACAGGUGAAAAUAUGGUUUCAGAACCGCCGGAUGAAGAAGAAACGAUUGAUGAUGCGGGAGCAAGCAUUCUCGUAUUAAAGAAAAUACUAAAUAACAGGGCUCAGCGUUUUCAUCUGCUCGGACCACGGCGGCACCAAAUUCGUAUUAUUUGUAUUAUUUGUAGGUUAUAAAAGUUUUUCCUUCCCACGCAUGCAUCACUAUGAAAUGGAAUAUUUAUGAAAUGUGAUGACAUUCCUGUAAAAAAGUGUGACAAGGAGUCAGAAAAAAAUUGAAGAGAUUUAUCAUACAUGAGAUUAAAUAAAAAUCUAAGCAUCCUGAUGAACUAUAGAUUACAGUUUGUGAAGAGGCUUCUUUUUCAUGUCAGCAUGAAUUAUUCGAGUUAUGCUUUGGGGCGUUUUGUAUUGCAGCGAUACAGACGCGUGUGCCACCUUGAUGUUUGCUGGUUAGUUAGUUAGUUAGUUAGUUAGUUUGUUUGUCUUUGUUCAAAAGUAUUAAAGUAACUUUUUGUUGGACUAUUGAAGUUAAUAAAAGAUUUCUCGAAUUGCAA